AUUCCAAGAUGGCGGACGCUAGAUGGAGGGUUGUGUGUGUUGUGUGCGCGCUGUGCCUGACCAGCGCCGUGCUCGCCUCGCAGGACCUCAUGGUCAAGAUGACCAAGGGAUUCUCGAAGGUCGUGGACGACUGCAAGACUGAGCUCAACAUAGGCGACCACAUAAUGCAAGACAUGUACAACUACUGGCGCGAGGAGUACCAGCUCAUCAACCGGGACAUGGGCUGCAUGGUGCUGUGCAUGGCCAAGAAACUGGACCUCAUGGAAGACCAGAAGAUGCAUCACGGGAAGGCAGAGGAAUUCGCCAAGAGUCAUGGAGCUGACGACGACGUGGCCAAGAAGCUGGUGAGUAUAAUCCACGAGUGCGAGCAGCAGCACGCCGGCGUGGCGGACGAGUGCAUGCGGGCGCUGGAGGUGGCCAAGUGCUUCCGCACCAAGAUCCACGAGCUGAAGUGGGCGCCCAGCAUGGAGGUCAUCAUGGAAGAGAUGAUGACCGCCGUGUAAAUGAAACCCAGGAAACAAUACUAUAGUAGGAGAAGCAGCUACACUAGUUG
This is a messenger RNA of Spodoptera frugiperda (fall armyworm), 553 nucleotides long. Its product is annotated as general odorant-binding protein 1. Gene Ontology annotation, biological process: sensory perception of smell. The record is from RefSeq and is a predicted model, not a curated record. Gene Ontology annotation, molecular function: odorant binding. Lineage: Eukaryota; Metazoa; Arthropoda; Insecta; Lepidoptera; Noctuidae. The coding region runs from base 9 to 503 and encodes 164 amino acids. The transcript is spliced from 3 exons.